Messenger RNA from Anarrhichthys ocellatus (wolf-eel), 2535 nucleotides. RefSeq names its product VRK serine/threonine kinase 3 (gene vrk3). Bases 327 to 1961 code for a protein of 544 amino acids. Gene Ontology annotation, molecular function: ATP binding; protein kinase activity. NCBI's taxonomy places the organism in Eukaryota, Metazoa, Chordata, Actinopteri, Perciformes, Anarhichadidae. Gene Ontology annotation, biological process: protein phosphorylation. The transcript is spliced from 16 exons. The record is from RefSeq and is a predicted model, not a curated record.
CACAUUACGUUUAUUUUAACGUUACCCAGGCGCCAGUUUCACUAAAAGCCAAGACUCAACAAGGCGAUACUCCAGCUACAUUUGAUUUAGCUCAACAUUCAGCUAACGAUUGCUACAUUUCUAUUUUGCAUAAGUUUCGCUUCUUUAUUAGUUAAAGCUGGACUGGCUAAUGUUAAGCUGUUUGGUCAUGUUUGUUUUAUUCACCUGAGCAGUGAAUAAAUAAGCACAGACUAACACUUUGGCUAAUGUAUUCAAGUCCAGUUAGUACUCUAAGCCUGUGCAUAAGUGAUACUCUUCUUGGGACAAUUACAUUCUCAUAUUGAGUAAUGCCGUUCCACUUCUGCCCCCAGUGUGGGACAAAGCUGAAGCCUGGUUUUAAAUUCUGUCCAUCGUGUGGGGAGAAGCUUCCCUGUCCUGUUGAUGAGUCUGCACCUGUGAGCUUGAGGCAGUCUUUAAGUUUCUCUCCUCCCAAAAAGGAUGAAGCCGUAGUUAAUUCAAGCCUCGCUUCAAGCUCCAUUUGGAAGCCCACGGAAAGCACAGUCGGUGCAUGUAACGCCUCAACUCUAGUUACAACUCGUCCUGCACUGCGAAAGACCCGUAACGCCCUUCGUCUAGACAAAGAACUUAAAUUCAACAAUAAAGAUGCCCCUCCACCUGUGGUGCCCUCCACUAGUCCUGUUAGAGGGGACAGGAUCAAAGAUAACGGUGAUGGAUUGGUUGGAACUCCACCAAAGCAGCACACAGUCCCUUUGAAGCUCGACACAGGGGCGGAGCCAGCUUCAGAGUCUUCUCCUGUCCUGAAGUUCCCUCGACCUGUGAGGGGAAAGGCAAAACUCUCCAGCCCCGUUAAGCAGGUAGAGGGAAAGAGGCUGAUGGAUAAAACGAGUAGGAAAGCAGAGGAGUCAGCGGUCGACAGCUGUCCUGUGGCCGCCUCUUCCUCUGUUUCUUCUCCAAUCUCCAGGUCACCUUUAAAAGUGACAGGAAAAAGCAAAGCCAAGAAGGCAAAGCAUGUGUCCGCUGUGGAGCCUCUACGGGAAGGUGAAGAGGUGACGGACACAGUGGGCAAGAAGUGGAGGCUGGUGAAACUGCUCAGUCAGAGCACGACAGAGCUCAUCUACGAAGUUUCACGAUCCCAUUCCAAGGAAUCAAAGGACAUCCUCAGACUGGGAGCUAAAGAUGGAAGAAUUUUCAAUGAGCAGAACUUUCUGCAGAGAGCCGCUAAACCUGCGUCAGUGGACAAGUGGAUCAAACUAAACAAGAUGGAUUUUCUGGGGAUUCCUUCCUGUGUUGGCUUUGGUCUUCAUUCAGAGUCCUACAGGUUUCUGAUUUCCCCCAACAUGGGCCAGUCUCUCCAGUCUGUCAUGGAGGAAGAAGCAGAGCUUGUGUCUGAGAAAGCUGUCCUCCAGCUCGCCUGCAGAAUAUUAGAUGUGCUGCAGUAUAUCCACUCAAACGAGUACGUUCAUGCUGACAUCAAUGCAGAAAACAUUUACAUCAAACCAGGACAGAAGUCACAGGUAUACCUAGUAGGAUACUGCCACGCCUUCAGGUACUGUCCAGGCGGACAACACGUAGAGUACCGUGAAGCCAGCAGAACACCACACGAGGGCACCAUUGAGUUCAUCAGCCUGGACGCACAUAAGGGAGCAGCUCCGUCUCGACGCAGUGACCUGCAGUCUCUGGGUUACUGCAUGCUGCGGUGGCACACGGGGGCGCUGCCGUGGACCCCCCUCACUGACCCGGACCAGGUAGCCACUCAGAAACAGAGGUUCACUGAGGAUGUUCCUGCGUUGUUGAGUCACUGCUUCGGGAGGAAGGGAGUUUCCAGUGCAUUUCAAACGUACCUGACUGAAGUGAUGACUCUGCAGUACUCUGAGCAGCCGGACUACUCUGCUCUGAAGGCUGGACUCAGUGCUGCUUUGCUGCAGCUUGGGGGGUCACUGGAGCUGCCGCUUAGUUUUUAGAUGAGGACUCAUCGCUGCAGCUCAGAAACAAAGAAAUGGAACAAAAAGAAGACCAUUUUUCCAGAUUUUUAACUUGUUUUUAUCAUGCUGUGUUUUAUCUGUUUUAUUGCACUGAAUGUUUGAGUGUUGUAGAGUUCAAUGUGUGCAAAUGACACUUGUGUUCUUUCAUUGGGUUUUGAUUGGGAUCAUCAUGUUACGCAUAUGUUGUUUUGGGUGUUUUUAACAUUAUACGGUCAACGUGGAGCUCACUACAAUGUGAGCGCGAUGCAAGUUCUCAAUAUUUGUUGCACACAUGUGUUUUGAAGACACUUUGUUAGUUAAAUGUGUCGGUGUUCCUCUUAACGGGUUGCUUGUUGCAACUGUUUUUGACAUGAACUGAACAUUUCCUUAAGACGAGUCAACACACAGAUGUAGAUUAACACAAAACACUUCCUCAUAUGUCUGCAUCGGUAGUUUGCCUGAAUAAAACAGUGCCUUAGUGUCCUUUGACUUCACCAGAAACACCAUCAUUCAUUCAUGUUCUUAAGAGUACAUCUUCACUUCAUGGCGUGUUUGAAUAAAUUGUUCUUGAGGA